ACAACGAUAACCGUGUCGUUGGGGAAUUGAGGGAGAGUGGUCUCAAUAGGAAGGACAGCGGUGAGAUCGCCGGUGCCAAUCAGAGUAGGCACAACAAUCUCCGUGAUGUUGGGGAACUCAGGGAGAGUGGUCUCGAUGGGGAGAACGGCUGUGAGAUCGCCGGUACCGAUCAGAGAGAUAGCGGCCGACGCAGUCGCGUUGGAGUAGGGCGCGCUGAUGGUGUCGAUCGAGAUAGAAGGCAGGAUAGACCCUACGACAUCUGUUCCGAUAGAGAGCGUGGGAAGAACAAGAGUCGGGAUGACAGCGGUCACGUUGGCGAAGGGAACCUCCACGGAGAGAGUGACGGGGAGCGCAGUUCCGGCUGACGGAAUGAGCAGAGUGGGCUCGAUAGUGGCAGUGAUGUUAAUGACGCUGGUCAGUCCGGCGGUGACGUUGAGAUCAGCACUGACGCCAAUGGUCGCGCUGAUCUCUGGGACGGAGACCUCGGUGGGAAGGAUCUCAAUGGCAGUCAAGCUGGCUGUAGCGUUGAGGUCAGCGCUGACACCGAUGCUUGCGCUGAUCUCAGGGAGCGCGAUUGAAAGAUCCGUGGGAACGAUGAUCACAAUAGGGCCAGAGGGAGACGAAGGAGCAACCACGGUGACAUUCUCGAUAGGGAACAGGGGAGACACAGUCGGGAGCGGGAGUACGAUGAUCGGGCCGGUGACAAUAGGCGCAGUGACGAUAGGCGCAGUGACGAGAGGAGGCAGGAAGUCAGUGGGCAGCGCAACGCCGGUGGGCAGCUCAACGUCGAUAUCAGUAGUGUUGGUUUCAACCGGGGGUACAACAAUGACAAUUGGGAGGUCAGUCGACUCGGGAAGCAACUCUGUGGGGAUGCUAGGCUCGCCGGUGGGGAAGAGUUCGAUUGCGGUGGAGAGGUCCCCAAUGGGGAGAAUAGACAUUAUUGGGUCAGAUUCGCUGAUCGCGGGGAGAUCUGUAGGGAUGGCCACGACGGGACCGGUGGCGGUAGCGACCUCGCUAAUGAUGCUCUCAAUAACGCUGAUCACGUCGACGGGGGACUCGGAAGCGGCUGGGCCAGGAACGACGACGACGGGCGGCACAUUGUAGCUACCGUCCUUGUCGUCUCCGUCUCCAAUGUUAGGCGGGCUACCGUUGAAAAGCUUCCUGAAGAAGUCCUGGAAGACCUGCCAUCCGUUGUAACUUUCGAGGGUGUCAAUGAUGGCGUCGAAGACAUUCUUGGUCUCGGGGUUCUCGGGCUCCUGGCGCUCAACGACCGGGAGAGAAACCACCUGACGAGGGUCCAAGACUUUGUGAACAUGGGGGUGGGGGACGGCUACUGCAUUAACGAAGGUCUGCGCGAGAAAAAGCGCAACAAUAAAACGAAUGGCUGCUUGGGAGCGGACGGGAGACAUGGUGGCUCCGGGCGCUGAUAAGCGGGGUAAAGAGUGACAAGUGGUGAGAGUUUGAGACAAUGAAGAGACUCUGGUCGAUUU
This is a messenger RNA of Boeremia exigua, 1490 nucleotides long. RefSeq lists its product as uncharacterized. NCBI's taxonomy places the organism in Eukaryota, Fungi, Ascomycota, Dothideomycetes, Pleosporales, Didymellaceae. The coding region runs from base 217 to 1104 and encodes 295 amino acids. The record is from RefSeq and is a predicted model, not a curated record. The transcript has a single exon.